GCGGCGCAGACCUGGCCGCGGGAGGGAGGCAGGCGAAGUCCCUGCGAGUGCUGCGUUCUGUCUGCUAAGGUUUCGCGGGUUAAUAAUUCAGGCCGUCCUCUGCAACAGGAAACCCGGCCGGCUGUCCGAGCCCGCUCCCGCGGGGCUCCGGGGCGGCCAGUCGGCCGCUGCUGUGCGGAGCUGAAGACCCGUGAGUUCGGCCCCGCGCGCGCCCAUGCCUGUGCCCAGCAGGCAUGUCGGUGUCGGUCGCUCUCAGAGCUGGGACGCCGCCGGCUGGUACGGCGGCCCCUGGGCGGUGGCCGAGGCCCCCGGCCGGAGCGGCCCCCUGACCGAUGGGGGCGGAGAGGGGCCCUGGCGCGAGCCCGCGCCCGACCUGUGCCACGAGGUCUUCUACGGCUCGGUGGCCGGCAGGAAGAGCUCCGUCCCCGACUUCGCCUUCUACGACAGCAGGCAGGCGGUGGUGACCGCGCACGCCGCCCUGCUGCCGCGGGAUUGCUACGGCGACCCCACCGGAGAGGCUCAGGUGCCCCGGGAGCUGUGCCAGCACCGGGACCCCGGAGUCAGCCGCUCACUGGCCGGCUACGGAGUGCCUGGCGGCGGGGCGACCUGGGAGCAAGGGCAAGGCCGGGCCCCUGCGCUGCAGGGCGUGGCCCACCUGUGCCGGGACCCUGCAGGUAAAGCGGGGGCCCCGGGACUGCGGGCGCAGAGCAGGGCCUCGUCGCCGCCGCGGCACACCGGGGAGCUGGCCCACGGCAGGUACCAGGCAGAGGCGACCGUUUACCCCGCCGGCCAGGCCUACAACGACGUCGGUGUCGGCGAGAGGCCUGUGGAUCCCGCCACCGCCAGGCAGGUGGCCCCCACGUGCCUGGUCGUGGGCCCCACUGGCGCGGCCACCCCUGAAGGCGGCCCGGGGACGGCGCCGGGCACCCUGAGCCGGGGCUACGGGCAGGGCGGCGUCCCCUCCAGGAUGUCUCUCGGGGGCUGUGAGGCCGGCCUGCCCUGCUUCCCGGAGCCCGGCGGCUCGAGGAGCGCGCAGCCCGAGUUCCUGGCGCUGCUGCGGGCGGAGGGCGUGGCGGAGGCCACGCUGGUGGCCCUGCUGCAGCAGGGCUUCGACUCCCCGGCCGUCCUGGCCACCAUGGAGGACGCAGAUGUCAGGUGUGUCGCGCCCAACCUGGGCCAGGCCCGCGUCCUGAGCCGCCUGGCCGGCAGCUGCAGGGCCGAGAUGCAGCUGCGGAGGCAGGGCCCGGCGGGCGCCCCGCCCCGGGCUCGCUCCAGCAGCUUCAGCCACGGCGGCGAGCUCCUCGGCGACCUGCCCCCUCUGGGCGCCGGGGGCCCCCUGCAGGCAGCGCACCCCCUGCAGGCAGCGCCCCCCCGGGCGGGGGACCCAGCUCGACGCCCCUCCAGCGCUCCCUCCCAGCAUCCGCUGGAGCCGGCGGCCACCUACUCUGCCCCGGGGGUGGGCGCCCGUGCCCCCCUCUUCCCCUCCAACUCCGGGUACAGCUCCCCCACCCCCUGCGCCCUGACCGUGCGGCCGGGCUCCGCGUACCCCCCGCCGGUGGGGCUGGCCCUGACGCACCCGGGCCCCGCCGCCCCGCUGCACCCCCGGACGGCCUACUCCACGGCCUACACGGUGCCCAUGGAGCUGCUGAAGCGGGAGCGGACCGCGGCCGCCGCGCCUCUGUCCGGCCCCCACGGCAGCGCCCAGCUCCUGCGGAAGCCCGGCAUCCCUGCGGACCCGUCCACCCUGCCGCCGGCCGGCCAGAGCCUCCACGCGCCCUACCAGAAGGUGGCCCGGCGCACGGGGGCCCCCAUCAUCGUGUCCACCAUGCUCGCUCCAGAACCAAGUAUCCGCCCCCAGAUCAUGAACGGCCCCCUGCACCCCCGGCCCCUGGUGGCGCUGCUGGACGGCCGGGACUGCACCGUGGAGAUGCCCAUCCUGAAGGACCUGGCCACCGUGGCCUUCUGUGACGCGCAGUCCACGCAGGAGAUCCACGAGAAGGUGCUGAAUGAAGCCGUGGGAGCCAUGAUGUACCACACCAUCACCCUCACCAGGGAGGACCUGGAGAAGUUCAAGGCCCUGAGGGUCAUCGUGCGGAUCGGCAGCGGCUACGACAAUGUCGACAUCAAGGCUGCCGGCGAGCUGGGGAUCGCCGUGUGCAACAUCCCGGCGGCGGCGGUGGAGGAGACGGCCGACUCCACCCUCUGCCACGUGCUCAACCUGUACCGGCGGAACACGUGGCUGUACCAGGCGCUGCGGGAGGGCACGCGGGUGCAGAGCGUCGAGCAGAUCCGGGAGGUGGCCUCGGGAGCCGCCCGCAUUCGCGGGGAGACGCUGGGCCUCAUCGGCUUCGGUCGCACGGGGCAGGCGGUCGCUGUUCGAGCCAAGGCCUUUGGAUUCAGCGUCAUCUUCUAUGAUCCCUACUUACAGGACGGGAUAGAGCGGUCCCUGGGUGUACAGAGGGUCUACACCCUGCAGGACUUGCUCUAUCAGAGCGACUGCGUCUCCUUGCACUGCAACCUCAACGAGCAUAACCACCACCUCAUCAACGACUUCACCAUAAAGCAGAUGAGGCAAGGAGCGUUCCUGGUGAACGCGGCCCGCGGCGGGCUGGUGGACGAGAAGGCCUUGGCGCAGGCCCUCAAGGAAGGCAGGAUACGAGGGGCGGCCCUCGACGUGCACGAAUCGGAGCCUUUCAGCUUCGCUCAGGGUCCCUUGAAAGACGCGCCGAACCUCAUCUGCACGCCCCACACAGCCUGGUACAGCGAGCAGGCGUCGCUGGAGAUGAGGGAGGCCGCGGCCACGGAGAUCCGUCGGGCGAUCACAGGUCGCAUCCCAGAGAGCUUAAGAAACUGUGUGAACAAGGAAUUCUUUGUCACAACCGCGCCCUGGUCAGUAAUAGAUCAGCAAGCAAUUCACCCGGAGCUCAACGGUGCCACCUACAGGUUCAAGGUCAGGACUAGCUGCGAAGGAAGUUCUAACGACGACAUAGAUACAGCUCCCUCGACCAGCAGAAAAAGAAAAAGAUACCCGCCGGGCAUCGUGGGCGUGGCCCCGGGUGGACUUCCCGCCGCCAUGGAAGGGAUCAUCCCCGGAGGCAUCCCGGUGACUCACAGCCUCCCCACGGUGGCACACCCUUCCCAAGCACCCUCCCCCAACCAGCCCACAAAACACGGGGACAAUCGAGAGCACCCCAACGAGCAAUAGCAGAGGAUGACAAAAGGUCAGAUGAACCUGGGACCAAGAGACAGUGAGAAACAGACGAACUAAGAGGAAAGGAGCGAGCGGUCUCCCUGGCGGACUCGGGCAGGCGCACCGCUGGCUGACGACGCAGCGUUCCACUGAGGAAGAGCUGGGAGCCGAGACGCGGGAAAGCGCAAGACGCCUUCCCCUUCCGGAGGCCCCGAAAGACUAGGACGUGACUGAUUAACGACCAACUUCUGUUGUUGUGUGUUAAGUUUUUCAUCUGUGCAUCAAAUCACAAAGAAUAAACGGAUCUUUUUCCUUUACCAGCCCCUUGGGCCCAGCGGGCCCCGAACACCUUGCUAUAGAGAAUGUUGCGUCAAGAGUUCCAAACAUCCAAAUAAAAAUUGAGAGGCGAUCCCGACCCUGUGACCCCAGUCCCUCCGGUCCCCGGGGGCUGCUCCUGCUGCUGCUGGGAAGCCCGAGCGCCCGUGUCCGCGGCCCGGCUGCGGGCGCAGGGCGGCGGCCGCUCCCGGCUCCUGCACAGAGAACUCGACCCUCUGAACUGCGCGCUGCGCGGGCGAGUUGGCCAUGAGUUCCGUGAUAUACCCUCUAAUGAUGCAAAAAAAAAAAAAAAAAGUAUUAAGUUUCACAAGCUGUUUGUACUCAAAUAUAUUUUCUCAGUUCAGAUCCUCAGCUAUUUUAUUGAGUGGAAAGUCUUGAACUGAAAGAGUUCAAGAAGAAUAAUGUUGCAUUUCCUUAUGUCUCAGGAAACACUUUUUAUGGUAACUUGUCAGAUUGUCUAUGAACAAACCCACUUUUUUAGACAUUGAUAAAGUCUUCUUUUCUUCACGUGAUAUUUUAUACGAGAACACUUCAGGUGUGCUAUUAGAUGUGACUGAUUUCAACAAAUCCUAUUAGAUUUGUAUCAGCUAGUUACAUGUUAUAUUCAUAGUCUUUUGUGAAUCAUCGCCUUUUUGUUUAAAGAUGGCCUAUUUUGAGCCUUUGUAUAGGUACAUUCCUGUUUUUGUGACAAAAACCUUUAAAACUGUCCCAACGGAAAAAUGAUGGCUAUCAGAAAUGUUUUGUUUUAGUGUGAGUUACCGUUACUGUAUCUGUUUAUUGUAAAGGUGGACAUUUAGCGUUCAGUGCAGUUUUCAAUAAAAGGUAAUAAAAAUUUCUGUUCUGAAACUCAA
Phyllostomus discolor (pale spear-nosed bat) is the source of this 4377-nucleotide messenger RNA. It is a transcript of the gene CTBP2, whose product is annotated as C-terminal binding protein 2. Gene Ontology annotation, molecular function: NAD binding; transcription corepressor activity; oxidoreductase activity, acting on the CH-OH group of donors, NAD or NADP as acceptor. The record is from RefSeq and is a predicted model, not a curated record. The coding region runs from base 215 to 3205 and encodes 996 amino acids. NCBI's taxonomy places the organism in Eukaryota, Metazoa, Chordata, Mammalia, Chiroptera, Phyllostomidae. The transcript has 10 exons.